This is a messenger RNA of Guillardia theta CCMP2712, 6930 nucleotides long. RefSeq lists its product as hypothetical. NCBI's taxonomy places the organism in Eukaryota, Cryptophyceae, Pyrenomonadales, Geminigeraceae. Bases 1 to 6930 code for a protein of 2309 amino acids. The record is from RefSeq and is a predicted model, not a curated record. The transcript is spliced from 9 exons. Gene Ontology annotation, molecular function: protein binding.
AUGCAAAGCUCCAGUGCUUCCGGCUCUGACGUUGUCAAGGAUGGCCUGGAAGGUUUCCUGCGCGUUCAGUUCGAAGGGAAGUUGAAGAGAUGGGCGAGGAAGUGGUUGAAGCUGGACAAGGAUGGCAACCUCGACUUCUAUGAUAGCCAGACUUCUGUUGCAAAGAUCGAACGGUUCUCCAUGAACCUGAAAGAGCUCGACUCGAUUUGCAAAACCGAUGAUGUGAGCAUUUCUCUUAGAAAGGGAGCUAAGGAGGUUCUCCUCCAAUCUCAAGAUGUCCAAGAGACAGAACAAUGGCUUAAAGCUUUCCAGAACAGUGCAAGACGGAACCCAUCUGACAGUAAGAAGGAUACUCCUGACGUUGGAAGCCUGCCUGUAUCAUAUCCCAAGAAUUCGGAUCCUGAUGAAGGCGUCGAUGUGCUGGGUGAGAUCCUUGGAGGUAACAGUGAAGAAGAGUACGACCCAGCAGAAGAUGCGAUAGCUGACAUGAAGGACUCCGAGCCUUUGAAAGUCCCAUCCGAAACCUCGUUUCCCUCCACACGUGCAACACUAUCAAAAGAGCACAUAGAGCAGUUCAAGGGUUCUCAGCGCAUGAAUGAAGAUAAAUUGACAAACACAGGAAAAGCUCGGCAGGAUGAUGCACCUCGUGCUGAUGUGAAAAAGGAUUCCAAGGGAACACCUGCACAGGCAGAGCAGCGCAACGGGGGUAGUUCGUCAUUGGGGGACAGGAACAAUGGAGCGAAAGGGAUCUGUGGAGUUGGUAUGGUUCUUGAACCAGCAGACCCUGGUCCAGAUGGCUUCUGUGAAGUUCGAUCUAUCAAGGAGGGAGGGUCUGUAUGGUGCGAAGGGACGAUCAGGAACGGGGACCUCGUGCUCAGGGUCGAUGAGUUGGAUUGCAGGGGAGUACUGCGGGAAGAGAUCAAGAAGCGCGUGCUGGGACGAGAAGGGACUGUGCUGCUGCUGGAGAUGUUCAGGAAAGAUUAUGGAAGUUUCAAGGUGGAGCUGAUCAGGUCUUCAUCGACUGGUCUUGGAAAGAGGGAAAACACUGCAAAGGAGAGCGAGGUAGAGCCGAACAAGAAGCCAAGGGCUGGUGGGCAAGAGGCACAGGCGACGAAGGCUGAUGGCAGGAUAGGAAGGGAGCCGGCGAUCAAGGCUGAUAGCAGGAUAGGAAGGGAGCCGGCCAUCAAGGCUGAUGGCAGGAUAGGAAGGGAGCCGGCCAUCAAGGCUGAUAGCAGGAUAGGAAGGGAGCCGGCCAUCAAGGCUGAUGGCAGGAUAGGAAGGGAGCCCACAACUAAGGCUGAUGGCAGGAUAGGAAGGGAGCCGACAACGAAGGCUGAUAGCAAGAUAGGAAAACAAGAUGCUGGGAUUCAGGAUGGAGAAAGGAAUUUUAUAGAGCACCCCAAGGUCCCUGCAGCUCAUACCCCUGUUGUCUUCGCUCUCUUCACUUCAGCGAUUCCGAAUACUCCCCAACAUUUUCCUGCAAACAAGGCGAUCGAAGAUCUAGCGUCUGUCGGGCAGCCUGGAAGGGAUCAACCUAUGAGUUUUGAAGCCAACGGGAAUCUACCUGUUCAACCUGGUCUGGUGACCCCGGGGAUUGCGAAUGCGAAUGCUGGAAUACAAGAUACUUCCGCAAGGGUGGAAGCAGCAGAGGAGUGGCAGCAGGCGGACCCAGCGAUUCCAAUCUCCAUAAUUCUGCGUGAUGCACAUGCAAUGGAUCAGCUAGAGUCGUUCGUGAUGUUGCCAAACACGCAGAAGGUGUUGAACUUUGAUGAGAUCGACAGACUUGUAAGGAAGAUUGCUGAAGUCUCAAAGGUGGAGAAGAUCGACUCGACAGCGCUCAGAGAGAAAUACCCUGAAACGUACAAGCUGGUGGAGGGCCAGAUGAGAAGCUUGCUCUCGGACAGCAAGAUAUCUUCUCACCAGCUGAUCUCCAUGCUCGAUCAGUUGUCGUUGAUCGGCUGGGACGGAAAGAAGGAGCCGUCAUCCUCCCUCCUGCCGGACAUAGUCAAGGUCCUGAGCAAAUCUGUCUUCGCCAUGAAGCACACUGAGCUUGCGAGGUUGUUCUCUUCCCUCUCUCCCUUCAGCUGUGCGUCAUCCUGUCUCUCCAGCUCUGCCGGCUGGUCGCUCAUCAAAAAGGUGGAGAACUCUGUCAAGCAGAUGAACAACUUCGAAUUCCUGGCGGUUCUUGACGCUCUUGCUGCGAUCAAAGUCGACAUGAGCUCGAGCCUGAACGAGCGAGCAUGCGAUCGGCUGAAGCGCCUCCUCCUCGAUGGCAGGACGGAGAUCGGGAUGGAUCGGAUGGUAAGGUUGCUCCUCCUCUUCGGAAAGGCGAGGGACUGUGCUCGAAACAUCGAAGUGAUUCGCCUCAUCGCCUCAAAGAUCAGAGUGCAGGCACUGCAGGUUCAGGAUCUCCUUGCCGUCCUGCUGCUGCUGGCUGAGCGAGACAUCACUCUCAGCAUGGCCAUCCUGCACGACUUUGCUGCCCAGCUGGCGAAGUGGGGGCAGGAGCUGGUCCCUCCAGCAGCUACUCAGGCUCUCUGGGCACUCUGCUCGCUGGAAUGGCGCGAUGCCGACAGCAAGGUGAUGGACACUCUGCUGCUCUCAGCAACACAGACUCUCCAUGACCCUCCGCCUCAAAGUUCUGGCUCUGCUCCCGUUGGGGAGAUGGAAUUGAGCAGUGUGAACGCUGCUCGUCUCUUGUGGGUCUUGUGUAGGUUGGACAUGCAGGACAGGGCGGAGAAGUUUGUCCCUGCGCUGGAGAGGAGGAUCAUGGUCGACCCGGGUCAGCUAGGAGGACGAGACAUCACCGACCUGGCAUAUGCGAUCGAGAAACUCGAGCUGAAGGUCAGCUUGAGUAUGCAGCAGGAGAUCUCCCGCGCAGCAGCCAAGUUCGUCUCCUCCUACUCUUCGGGUGAGCUUGCGGUGACCCUGUCAGGCUUGACGUUCGGAGGGCACGCGCUCUGCGAGGAGCUAGUGGAGGCGAUCCCACUCUCUUCCAGGGCGCUGGGGAGGAACUUGUCUGCAUCGACGGCGAUCAGCAUCCUCCAGGCCCUGUCGAGCGGAUUGGAGAGCAGUGGUGGGGAAAUAGGAGGGGAGCACAGGAAGAGCCUGGCUACCUCGAUCCUCUUGGAUGUGGCGAGGAUGCUGGACAGAUGUGACACCCAGCAGGUGGCGAAGAUCGUCCUUGUCUGUAGCCGCUUGCAGCUCAAGGUGCAACAAGAGGUAGAGACCUCCUUCGCUCGCAAGUUUCUGCAGCUGCUGGAGCGAUACUCCACGGCUAUACGGGGAGGGAGCCGGGCUCAGCAAGGGGGGAGACCGUCGUCGGACUUCCAACAGGCGAAUUUUCAAAGGGAGUUCCAGCAUCUCUUCCUCUUUGCUCGGACCUCCUACUCCCUCGGCUGGGACUCUCCCUUGCAUGCGCAAUACCUCGACAUGCUGAGAGAGGUGACUCUCUUCUUUGCUCGUUCUUCGGACCCGGCUGUCGUGCUGGACAUGUACGUCAGUUUGUCCUCGGGCGAGGAGCUCGAGUCGUGCUUGCGAGCUAGGUUCCCCGAGCUGCUGCUGGAGGGAGAGCAGGAGGAGCUUCCAACAGCUGUAACAGGAGACGCCUUGGGGGGUCAGCGAGGCGGAUUGCAGAUGAAGAACUUCUUGUCCUCUCUGCUCAAGUUGAUCAUGGACCUGCGGGAUCGCAUGCAGGCAGCAGACCUUGGUCGCUUCUACCUCCUCCUCCUCCUCUCAGGUGAUGCAAAAGAGGAAGCUCGGAGCUCAACGUGGGUCGGCAUCUUCAGCAAGUUGGCAGGGAAGCUGGAGGAGGUGCCGGCCAAGACAUGCUGCAUGAUCAUCUGCUCCCUCGCCCUUCUCGGAGUGAUCCCGUCUGUAGAGGCUCUUGGCCAGGCAGUGAAGCGCGUGGUGAGGGGUAGGGAGGAGCUGUCGAUAGCAGACAGAAGUUGCAUGUUGCUGGCCCUGGGGAUGUUCAAUCAGACCCAGUUGGUGCCGGACUUCAAGGAGCUCUACGACGAGAUGCUUGAUACACUCCUCGACGAACAGACCAGUUCUGAGAGUGAGAAGGCGAAGUCCAAGGACAGCGAGGACGUCGACAUGUUCGAUGUAGAGGACGUCAAGGAGAAAGAGAGGAGGAUAAGGAUGAGGGAGAGCCUCAGCAACCCUUACCUGCAUGCACAGAUGGCCAUCAUGCUGCUCUUCUCGCAAGUUAUCUUGUGCAACAACGACAAUUCCAUGGAAGACGUCUGGAAGAAGAACGGGAGCGAGACAAACUCCGAGUCGCGCGAAGUUGCACUAUUGACUACGAUGCUGAUGCGUCUGAGACAAGCUCUGUUGUCUGACGCAGGUAAAGUUGGCGAGGACGCUGUCGAGAAGAAGCUCGGCAAGUCCUCGUUGGAGAGAUUCUACAUGCUGACGAGUCUGGUCGGCCUUAUCAGCCCGCAAGCGACUGCUACCCUCGGGGAGAGGGAGAAGGAGACGAUGGAGACGAUCAGAAUGGCCGGGAAGAAAUGUCUGAUGCUCUUACAGGACUUUACGGAUGGCGAGGAGGGCAGCCGAUGCCUGAAGGAAAUCAGCGAGACGGCAGCUGAGUUUGGAGUGGAGCUGCGAGUCGGUCGGAGGGACGAGGGUGCUGGUUUCUUGUUGCCGUUGAGCAACGAGGAGAAGAAGGUCGUGCUGGAUGUGGUGAGGGCGGAGGACGAGUUGUUCUCUCCGGAGGAGACAAGCUUGCGACUCAACGGAAGGUUCGAGUUGAGGAGGCAGAUCUUAUCGCUGUCGGGUUGGUCCCUCCUGCAGGUCCGCCUGUCAUCGUGGAAGCUUGUGCGGGAGGUGAACGUCGAGAAGAAGAAGUUCUUGUUCCGAGGGGAUCGACUGCGCAACUACAUCUCAUCGGAGUUCGAAGAAGAAUGCAUCCUCCGCGCCCUCCCGCGCCUCCACCAUCGUGUUGAGGUCAUGAGACUCCUAGAGGCUCUCCUCUGCAUACAUGAUGGCUUCGUGAGGAUGGACGCCGGGACGAUCGCGCUGUGCCUGCGUAAGCUGGGGCAGCAGAACCCGAUGGACAACAGCCGGAGGCUGCAGGAGAUCGUGUUUCAAUCCGGUCUACUUGCUCAUUGCUCCUCCAAGCUCGACGAGAUGGACGGAUCUCAACAAGCGCAGCUCUUCAAUGACGUUGUCAGCAUCUGGAUUGAAGUCGGUCGGCCUCGCAGCAGGUUCCCGACCUCGCUGAUGGUGACGCUGAUGAAGCUGGGCGAGGAGGCGAUGAAGGGAGACAACCUCGACCUCUCCAUGGUCGCGAACAUGUGCAGCGGGAUCCUGGAGGCGAAGGAUGAGCUGCCCAAGGAGGUUCUGUCUCAGACCCUCCUUGCUCUUGUCAACCGCUGCAAGGACGAAGAGUUUGUCAGGCUACUGCAGGUCGACGUUGUCGUCCCCGUGUUCGCUUGCACGUGCCUCAUGAGGAGCCUCAGCGUCGGGCAGCACCUGGUGGACAUGAUUGCUGUGGAAAAGCUCAAGGAGAAGAUUGACGGGUGCGGGGCUGAGCUGAGAACAAGGCACGUCCAGACCAUCUUCUGGUGGAUGGGCUGUGCAGGGGACAGGAGUGUCAACUUCAGCUACAGGCUGAUCAAGAGGCUGCAGCAACAGGUUGGGGAGAUGAGCGCUCAGGAGCUCAAGGACGUAGUCUGCUUUCAUGCUCAGCUUCAGCUGUUCCUCUCCACAGAGAUGGGCUUGCAGAUGAUGGACAGGUUCAAACAGCUGGACGUCUUGGAGGCGCUUCCCCUGAACGACUGCGUAUUCAUCCUCUCCUCCUUCGCUCUCAGCUGCGUCGAGGACGAGACUUUCGUCCUCGCCCUGUUGCGCCGGAUCGACCUGCUCGAGAGAUCACCGGCGAUGUCCAGCAGCAACGAGUGGAACGUGGAGAUGGAGAUCAGAUUUCUCUGGUGCUGUGUGGCGAUGCCCUGCCUCUGCAACACUCUCUUCCGUCCUGAUCGUACAGACUCGUCGGAGCAGCCGCUCUCCUCCUUCUCCAGCCUCCACACUCGCUGCCGUUUCCGCAUCCUUGAGAGGUGGACGAAGAAUCAGUUCUCUGUUCAAGGAACCAGAGAAGAGAAGCGACUGAGCCAGCUCGAGCUCAGCAUGCUCUGCCAGUACCACGUGGCAGUCCGCCUCCUCAUCGCUCAGGGAUGCUCCAACGCGCAGCUGGAGAGGUUGGGGCUGGUCAGAAAUCAGUCGGUGACGCUGGAGAAGCAGCGGAAGACUGUGAGCUGCAAGGUCUACGGGGAGGCUGCAGACGUCUUCAAGGACAUGGGGUAUGAGCCCUGCCGAGACUUUGAGUCCUUCUGCUAUGACCGCGACACGAUGGAGGGGAGGGGAAGAAGCAGGGAGAGAGCCGCGAUCCUCGGAGACAAGCGCAUCUCAGUGGGGAGCCUCAAGUACUGGAAGGACACGAGCAAGUCGGACAAGACGUUCCUGGAUGUCAGGGAUCUUGUUCACGCCAUCGUCGAGCUCUUCGCUGAGACUUCUGAUCGGCACGCUGAUCGUAACGGCGCUCGGCUCGAAGCUUCCUCCUCUUCUCCCCUCCUCGACUUCGACCAUCACAUCGGCCUCUCCCCCGACCCUGACUGGGACGAAGCCUUCCCUUCCGCCCGAGACGAGAACAGUGACGAGGAGAGGAAGGAUGAGGGGGGCUCUAGCGCCAGGAAGCAUGUUUCCAGGAAGAAAAAGGCAAGCAAGUUGUUGUGGAGUGUGCACUACAGCAAGACGAAGGAGCGAUGGUUCUACUACAACAACGAUACCAAGCAGAGGGUAAGGGCAUGGAGCAAGGAAGACGUGUGGAGGAGCGACGGAGGCGAUGUUGGGGAGGGGCUGCGAAGAGGAAGGAGGGUGGCAGUGGCUGAAGGGGAAGGAGAAGCAGAGGAGGAGGGACGUGGAUAA